Messenger RNA from Symbiodinium pilosum, 1452 nucleotides. The record is from the annotation of a GenBank genome assembly. Lineage: Eukaryota; Dinophyceae; Suessiales; Symbiodiniaceae.
AUGGAGAAAUCCAGGACUUGGCAGAAGUACGCUGCGAAGAGGGCGCAGCUGCGUAGCCGACAACAGGUCGGACUAGUGGAGCAGCACCCGGAGCUUUUUGCACCUCUGGAAACGGAUGUUAAUGAAGUCUACCUUUGGCAUGGCACCCACAUCCGGUCCGCUUUCGCCAUCGCGCAUGAAGAUUUCAAGAUGGGCAUGGCUGGAUCCAAUGGGACAAUGUAUGGGAAGGGCAUCUACUUCGCUGAGAACAGCACAAAGGCGGACGAGUAUGCGCGGGAUGAGCCCCACGGAUUCUACCAGGAUGUUUUUGCCCUGCUUCUCUGCCGCGUCUGCCUGGGAAAGUUCCUCUAUUCUGAGGAGCGCCUUGACACUGCAGGUGACAUGGCGGAAGCGGGGACCAUUGACAGUACAGUGGGUGACAGGACCCGCACAGCCAACACCUUCCGCGAGUUUGCCGCCUACCACCCCGACCAGGUUUACCCGGAGUACGUCGUCCUCUACUCUCGGCGCCCGAAGGCUGUUGCUCCAGAACCCUUCAAGUUCAGCCUUGCGCCGCUGCAUGCGCAGCUGCCCAUUUACUGGCAGCACUUCCAUGUGAACCCACAGGUUGACUCCUUUGAGGUGCAGUAUGGAGUGCGCCAUGCCUCUCGCGCUCUUUUGGAACAGUUGGCGCAGGCGUGCUACCCAGGCCGGGUUGGAGAUCCGGUCAUUUCAGCUCGCAGAAUUGAGAUGUCCAGCCUGUGGAACCGGUAUGUCCAGUUCAAGAAGAGGCUGCGGGACGAGUUAGAUGCCUCUGGAAGAUCUGCCUUUGCAUCUCCCGAACUCCUGGAGAGCCGUGGGUUGCAUGCUGGGCGCUGCAGCAGCACUCGCAGAGCCCACACAUUGCCUGCAGGCGUGGUGCAGACAACGAUCUCCGCAGACUCUUUGGAGGGAGACCUCCAGGAGCACCUCCUUUGGCACGGCACCUCUCGCAAGUCCGCAGAAGCCAUUGUCAGAGCUGACUUCCGCGUACCCAAGGACGUCAAGAACGGCGUGCGGUUUGGCUGCGGGUUGUAUUUUGCUGAAGAUGUGGGCAAGAGUUUGACUUAUGCGCCUGUCAACACCUCCAGUGAUGGACGGACGAACUCGCAGUUUCUGCUGCUUUGUCGCGUUCUUUGCGGACAGAUGCAUUACACGAGCGAGAGAUACGACCUGGAUGCUGUGACUUCGGCUCACAAGGUGGGCAAGCAUUCAGUCCUCGCGAAUCCUUUGCGAGAAGGGCCGCGCGAGGUCAUCAUCUGGCAUGCGAUGCAGGCAAGCUGUUACUACUCUUCGAUGGAAACGCUCUUGAUCAGAAACCUUGGUAGAUUUCAAAGCAUAUCUAGACCCCAAUCUAAUAUAAUCCUCAUUGGGACCCCCCCAAGACAAGGGACGCCUAAUUUUCGGAAGGCUCCACGUACAUCCCAGUUCUAG